Chelmon rostratus (copperband butterflyfish) is the source of this 3803-nucleotide messenger RNA. RefSeq names its product phosphatidylinositol 3-kinase regulatory subunit gamma-like. The transcript is spliced from 10 exons. Gene Ontology annotation, cellular component: phosphatidylinositol 3-kinase complex. Gene Ontology annotation, biological process: phosphatidylinositol phosphate biosynthetic process; insulin receptor signaling pathway. Bases 279 to 1682 code for a protein of 467 amino acids. The record is from RefSeq and is a predicted model, not a curated record. Gene Ontology annotation, molecular function: 1-phosphatidylinositol-3-kinase regulator activity. NCBI's taxonomy places the organism in Eukaryota, Metazoa, Chordata, Actinopteri, Chaetodontiformes, Chaetodontidae.
GCCGCCCAGCGAGAAGGCAUGAAGCCACAGCCUGUCUCUCUGGAAAUAAAAAACCCAGUGUGACAGGCUAUGCUGAGAAAAGACAUUCGGAAUUUGGGAUGUUUUAUGGACUCUGAAGCGAAGGAGUUUUCUCUUUGUCUACAUCUAUGUAGGACGUGGCGUCUGCGACUGCAUUAAAAUAACCUAAAUUGGGUUCAAAGGAAACGUGCUUUUCUUAAAAAAAAAAAAAUACGUGCAAAGACAACAGCAGCAACCCGGACUAAUCUUUUGAAACAGGAAUGGUUUAUCCUCCCGAAGGUUUAUUCUACAUCGAAAUGGAUCAAGCACCACCAGCUCUCCCUCCCAGGUCAACAAAGCCAGUGUCCUCCACCAUGAACAACAACUGCCUUUUGCCACCUGUGCAUUCGCUACAGGACGCUGAAUGGUACUGGGGAGACAUAACCAGGGACGAGGUGAACGAGAAGCUCCGAGACACACCCGAUGGCUCCUUCAUGGUGCGGGACGCAUCCACAAAGCUGCAAGGAGACUUUACGCUGACGUUAAGGAAAGACGGGCACAAUAAGCUGAUCAAGAUUUACCACCGUGACGGGAAGUACGGCUUCUCGGACCCCCUCACAUUCACUUCAGUGGUGGAGCUCAUUUGGCAUUAUCAGCACCAUCCGUUGGUGGAAUACAACGCCACACUGGACCUAAUGCUCACCCAUCCUGUGUCCCGUUUCCAGCAGGUGAAAGAGGACAGUGUUGAUGUCGCUGGAAGAAAGCUUAAGGAGGUUCACAGUCAGUACCAAGAGAAGACAAAGGAGUUUGAUCGUCUUUAUGAAGCUUUCACAAAGACCUCACAGGAGAUCCAGAUGAAGCGAACGGCAAUUGAGGCCUUUAAUGAGACGAUGCUGAUCUUCGAGGAGCAGUGUCGUGAACAGGAGCGUUAUGGAGAGGAGUUUGAGAGGAACAAUCAGUCUGAGGGAGCCGAAAAAGAUCUGGAGAGCUUUCUGAUAAAUUACGAGAAGCUGAAGUGUCGUCUUGGGGAGAUCUACGACAGCAAAAUCCAUCUGGAGGAAGACUUGAGAACGCAGGUGGAGGAUUACAGAGAGACGGACAGGAAGAUGAACAGCUUGCGGCCUGACCUCAUCCAGCUACGCAACAUCAGAGACCAGUAUCUCAACUGGCUUAAUCACAAAGGCGUGCGGCAGAAGCGCAUAAAUGACUGGCUGGGGACGCAGAGUGACAGCCUUGAUGACACCUAUGUGUUGAAGGGAGAUGAGAAGAAUUUGCCGCAUCAGGAUGAGACGAAUUGGUUUGUUGGUGAACUGAGUCGGACGCAGGCCGAGGAGAUGCUGCAAGGUAAAGCUCCUGGAACAUUCCUGAUCCGCGAGAGCAGCAAACAGGGAUGCUACGCCUGCUCCGUCGUCGUGAACGAAGAAGUGAAGCAUUGUAUGAUCUACAGCACACCGCACGGAUACGGCUUCGCCGAGCCAUACGACGUCCACUGCUCCCUGAAAGACCUUGUCCUGCACUAUCGCCUGCACUCCUUAGCGCAACACAAUGACGCCCUGGAUGUUCGGCUGUCACAUCCAGUACACGCCAAAGCUGCAGCCACGCCUUCUCAACACGCAGAGGAACACAAACUCUUACAGACUCCAAAACACACAGCAGGGCUCCCUCCUGCCGCUCCAGAGAUGUAAUCCAGCGAGAGAGACAAAAGGACAUGUUUACUGUAUCCUGCGAGAAUGACUGCAUCGAGGUGCAAUGUGUAAAGUUUUGCACUACAGUGAUUCCAUCGGUUUUUGUGAACGGGAUUUCACAGAUUGAAGUGGGACCGGAACUUGAAUGUCAGCUUGAACUUCUUCUUUUUUUUUUUUUCAAAGUGACUGUUUCAGCUUUUAAUAUUUUUUUGUACUUCAUUUAUUGCCAUUUGUUUAAUGGACACCUUUCAGUAGGGAUGUUGACAACCAGAAAAUUGCUCACUGGCAUCGGGUGCCGCACCUUUGUUUGACUUUUUCCAACCAGAGUCGAUGUUGCUAAAGAUGUCCAUUUCCCUAAAAUUUGACCAAUAGGUUAGAAUAUAUAUUUGAUUACUAUGGAGUUGUAUUUGUUCCUCAUUCCUUAGCACAUGAUGGCACAUUCUGAGCAGAGAAAGGGAUUUCUUGGUAGCGCCAUAAAUUAUAUAUUUCAAGAAUUUUUUUUGAGUGCAUUUGUGCUUUAUUUUGAUAGGGACAGCUUAAGAGAGACAGGAAAGGCAGGGGAACGAGAGUGAAACCUAUUUACCCUGCAAAGAAAAUUUUAAUCUGAGGAAGAAAAAGAGUUUUAACCUCAUUUAUCUGUUUGCUAAUAUCCACAUAAGCGCACAAUGAUAACCUCUUCCACUCUAUUUUACCCAUUUGCCCUCUCUCAAUGUACAAAUUGAAAUAAAUGCAAAUUUAACAUAUUUUUGUUAGAUUUAGUUGGACAGAGGGUGUUACUUCUCAUUUCAAAAGAAUACCCUGAGGUGGCUUGUAAGAAUUAGACAAUUAUGUCAACUAGCUAUAUAAAUAUUAGACUUAACAGGCACUUGUGCUACUGAGUGGGAAGAAAAUAGAGGCACAGUUUAAGUUCUAUUUUUUUUAACCUACCUUAAUGAUUCGAAUGUCCUAGCUACUGCAUAUAUGUGAACCCCCAAGAUAGCUAGGCUGCAAGCUAAUAAAGUAUAGAGUAAUUUACAAACAGAAUUUAAUUAAAAAAAUAAAGAAUACUACUACAAGCAAUCAGAUUGGAGACAAUCAGAAAUUACAGACUCUGAUUGUCUGGCAUUGUAGCUCACUGUAACACUAAAUGUCCCAUUGUGCGCUCAGGAAUGGGGCACAAAUAUAACUCCUGAAGUUACUGCUAUGUAGUGUAUUUGUGAGGAGGAAAAUGGUUCUGUGUACAGGCUGUUUCCGUCAUCAGUUCGGUGGACCAAACCAUUUUUGGGUAAAUACCACGUGUGAAUAUGUGAAAAGUCGUGGUGCAGCUUGACAGUUUGCCCCUUUCUUAACAGACAUUCAUAUACAGUGGAUAAUUAUGUAGCAUUAACAUCCUGUAGAAUACCAUUGUAUGAGCAUACGCAAUGUUAAACCCAUUGACCAGAGCACUUAAUAGUGAGCGAAACUACAUCCCUGUUAAGUCCGGUAAUUGCAUUUGGGCAAGGGUAGGGCAAUUUAUGUACACCUGCUGAUGUGCUGAUCAAAACAUAAUCUGAAGUACUGUAUGUUAUAUUCUGUUACUCAAAGAAGUAUAAGCUUUUUGUAUUCUAUAUAUAUUUUUUCUAUAAACAUGCCACAAGAUGAAAGCUUGAAGAAAGUGCAAUCCAACAGUAUUUCUAUUGUUGCAAUGUAUGACGACGAUGAUGAUGGUGGUGAAGGUAAUGCUGUUAUGAGAGGUUGACAUUUGCCACAAAAAUGCACUCUCUUUGGUGGUGUCGGUAUGAUGUGGCCUCCGAUGUUUGUGUGAACUGCCAGAGGUCCGGAAGUAUCCUGCCUCCAUUACUUGAACUGUGGCAUUGCUCGAGCUAUGAAUGUUUUUCAUGACAUGCCGCCUACAUAGCUUAAGAGGAAAGGAAUCCAUGUUGAACUUGGCACAUUUUUCAAGUUUGAGGACAAUAGAUACUCUGUACAGAGAAACUGUAAAAUGUAUUUCUGAGGUUGGUUUAUGGAAGGAGGGUGAUUAAGCCUCUUAUAAAAAUAUAACUCCACUGGGGGAUUCAGGAAACUCCUCGGGUGAAGCUAAGCAAUGUGAGAUCCUGACCUUUUUCUUGCUGAAAGACAAUAAACUGAUGAGGGUUUUGUCAA